AGUCCAUGCAUAAUGCAUACGCUGUAGAAAAUGAAAAAGUUUUAUUUAUUACUGAAAAUAAAUUAUUUGUUUUUGAUACAAAGGAUCUAUUCAAAGAAACUUUUUGCUUGUUCAGAUUUUCUGUCAGAAUUGCUUCAACAUUUGUUUAUCUCUCAAAAACCCCUCCAAUCCUUCUUUCAAAACCUUUAAAUCCUUCAACUUCCAUCAUAUCAUGUCUCCACUUCAUGCAUGUUUCAAAUGUCCCCCCCCCCACCCCUUCUGAAAUUACUCUCCCACUUUUAUUUCACUGGCCUCUUAUGUUUCUCCCCCCUCCCCUUUCAACCCAAAUUGCCUCCUUUUUAAUCUUUCCAUUCAUACUUCAAAUCCCCCUCCCCACUUUAUUAAACUGUGAUACCACCGAUGUAUACUUUGAACCAGCUUUGAACCUCUUUCCUCUUUCAGUUCAUACUAGUAUCUCGAGCGAGAAACACCUUGUGAACCAGCUCCGGCUUUGUAGUGAUAGUGUGUACACUGUACUGCAAAUCUCAGCAAAUUAAAAAUUGAUCUCAUGAUGGGGGGCAGAUAUGUGUUUAAAUGAUCUCAAACAAUGUCUGAUGUGUCCUAUUUAUUAUUGGUUUGGUUUCCAGCCGCCCUUAUUUUCUCUCCUCGACUUUUCGCACAUCUAUUCCUUCUUCUUAUGCCAGGAAUAUGUAUUUUCAACCAAUCAGACUAUUCUCAUGGCUCAGCAAAAUCAUUUUCAUCAUCAGACUUGAGAAUUUUAAGAACAUCAAGGCUGGAUAAAAGCAAAGUUUUAGAACAAAUGUUAAUAUUAAACUCUAGAAAUCCAAUAAGUGAAACUGUUCAAUCCAAUUUAACGGAUGAAACAUUAAAUAAUGAAAAUAAUUUAACGGUGCUAAGUUCAAACUCCAUUUUAUAUUCUUCAUCUUCAACCUCCACCUUGAAUUAUUCAACUUCAACCUCCAUUUUGAAUUCUUUACCUCCAACCUCCAUUUUGAAUACUUUACCUCAAACUGCCAUUUUAAAUAGAUUAACUCCAACCUUCAUUUUGAAUUCAUCAACUCAGUCCUCCAUUUCGAAUUUACCAACUCCAUUCUCAAUUUUGAGCUUAUUAACUCCAACCUCAAAUAUGAAUGCAUCAAAUCCAACCUCCAUUUUGAAUGCAUCAAAUCCACUCUCCAUUUUGAAUGAAUCAAAUCCAACCUCCAUUUUGAAUGAAUCAAAUCCAACCUCCAUUUUGAAUAACUCGUCUCCAUCAACGACACCGGAGGAAAGUAAAUCUAGACAAAAAAGAGGACUUUGGGAUUUGCCUUGGUUCGAACAAUGGAAACAAACGACAAUCCAAGAAAUUUUAAGAAGAAUUAACAAAAGAAAUCUGGUGACCUACACCCUAUCCCGAGAUACAAUAGCAUUUCUGAUGAUAAAUGGCUGUUGGUUGCUGCUUUAUGCACUUUUCUGGAGAGGAAAUUCGGGCCUUCAGCUUUUAAUUGACCCGUUUGAGCUGACCGCGAAUGACCGGCUAGUAUCCCUGGAAGUAUUUGAAGACCAAGUUGACCUGCACAGUAUAAUAAACUUCUUCAUGACCCCGACCACUGUAGCCAGGAAUAUUGGUAUCUCAACUAGUAUAUUUUUAAUCACCGUAUUCCUAUGGCUGGCUCCUACAUUACUUUACAAACUUUUCCCGGCCCAAACAGCUAAUGAAAGGAUGUCAGAGGAGGAUGAGUAUUUUGAAAACUUAAGUCGAGCGCAAGAAAGGUUGGAGGAGGAAAUGGAACGAACUGGAGGAUUAAUAGAAGUUUACAGAUCUACAACAAUACAGGAUAUAUAUAACAGGGUAUUGUGUCCGACGUGUAUAGCCCGAGUUCUUUUUAUAAAUUCAUUAGUGGUAAGUUUUUUAUUACAAUUUUUGUAUUCAAAUUUACUGAACCUAUUUGUCAGUAUAGCAAA
This is a messenger RNA of Eurytemora carolleeae, 1944 nucleotides long. RefSeq lists its product as uncharacterized. The annotation marks the transcript as partial. NCBI's taxonomy places the organism in Eukaryota, Metazoa, Arthropoda, Copepoda, Calanoida, Temoridae. The record is from RefSeq and is a predicted model, not a curated record. The transcript has 11 exons.